UGAAAGCUUGGGCCCCGGGUUAUUUUCCUUGCUAUCUCCUUACCUCUUUUAGACUUUUGAACUCCGUUGUGUCUCAGUUCGAUCAAAUACUGCACGUUCAUAUCUACCCGUACUCUCCUGUCCAGUAUAAUGUCCGAGUCUCCGCCGCCCCCACCGUCUUGGAGUAUCACCAGUAUGGCCAACAGUGCCGCUCAAUACCUAAGGCUACCGGUUUUGGCAUCAUCUGGCUUGGCAGUUGUUGCCAGUGGCCUUUUGUAUUUCAAACAAAAUGAGUUGAUCUAUCCUCGCAAUGUUCCUACCGAUGCGCGCACCAAUGUACCGAAACCCCGACAGUUUGGGGUCAACAAUUACGAAGAGCUCCAGAUUCCUACCCCGGAUGGAGAGUCACUACAUGCCCUCUUCCUUCGUCCAUCCAAGAAAGGUCUUGCCGGUGAUCUUACUGUCUUGAUGUUCCAUGGAAAUGCCGGAAAUAUUGGUCAUCGGAUUCCUAUUGCAAGGGUCCUACUCGAUAUACUAGGUUGCAAUGUGCUUAUGCUGGAGUAUCGAGGCUACGGGCUCUCGACCGGAGUCCCGGAUGAAGCAGGGCUAAAAAUCGAUGCGCAAACUGGACUCGACUAUAUCCGACAACGAGCGGAGACUAGCAACAAUAAGGUUGUAGUUUACGGGCAGAGUCUAGGAGGAGCGGUCGCCAUCAAUCUUGUGGCUGAAAACCAAGACAAGGGGGAUAUUGGAGGCCUGAUCCUUGAAAAUACUUUUUUGAGUAUUCGCAAGCUGAUUCCGACGGUUUUCCCUCCCGCCCGAUACCUUGCUCGCUUUUGCCACCAAUAUUGGCCAAGCGAGGAUAUCCUGCCUAAAAUUACCAAAGUCCCCAUCCUCUUCCUUAGCGGUUUGAAGGACGAAAUCGUCCCACCGUCAAAUAUGACUCAGCUCUUUGCUGUUUGCCAAUCUGAACGCAAAGUCUGGCGCACUCUGCCGAACGGUGCCCACAAUGACAGUGUUGCUGAACCUGGCUACUUCGAGCACAUCCAUUCAUUUAUCAAGGAAGAAGUCAUCGACCAUGACCAAUAG
Messenger RNA from Aspergillus nomiae NRRL 13137, 1068 nucleotides. Its product is annotated as alpha/beta hydrolase. NCBI's taxonomy places the organism in Eukaryota, Fungi, Ascomycota, Eurotiomycetes, Eurotiales, Aspergillaceae. The annotation marks the transcript as partial. The transcript has 4 exons. The record is from RefSeq and is a predicted model, not a curated record. Gene Ontology annotation, cellular component: membrane. Gene Ontology annotation, molecular function: palmitoyl-(protein) hydrolase activity.